CGACGACGUGCUGAGAAGAUAAGCAGAGUUCUAUCUCAUCGUGUCUGCCGACAUCGCACAGACAUGGUGACCCAUUUCUGGCACCAUUGCUUACAAUAUGGACACUUUCCACGUUUUGCGGGCCGUCUUAUUUGGGUUAUUUCAUCUCUGUUUAUACGAGUCUAACGUCUGGUCAUUCUUGCUUGAUGGACCCACAGGUGAUUUAAUUAAACAUGUUAUAAGUGAUGAAUCAGUGUUUCUUGCAAAUCAUAAAAUAUGAAUAAAUUUAUUGGUUACUAAAAAAAAUUAUAUGCAUACAAGAAAAAAAUGAAAUAUUAUGCAGUUAAUAUUUGUUGGUAUUCUACUUCACCCGUCAUUUUUAUUCAUGAACAAUGAGUAAAGAAGAAAACGAAAAGGUCGAUCAAACCGUUGCUGUCAUUAGAUCACCUUUCCCACCCACAGAAUUAAAUACACAUGAUAGACAAGUAAGUUAUUUAGUGGUGUAUAGACUUUCUGAAGGUUUGUACCAUGAUGCUCGAGUAAGUUAAUUGCAGUAGGUAAAGGCAAUCUGUCCAUUUUCUUUAGACAACAUGUAAGAAGGUAAUUUUUCAGGGCCAUUUCGACAAGCCAACCACCUCCUUAUCCACUCAGAUGCUUAGGUAGAGGGUUUGAAGCCCCAGGAUAAGAUAUAUAUUUUGAAACCACUUUUAAUUCUGAAACCUAUUAUUUUCAUCAAUGACAUUCCAUCAAUGUCCAUUUUGGAAUCCCUAACUAGUCUGGCACUUAGGAACAUCCGCUCCACCCGCCAAGACCUUUACUAUGCCACUGAAUCUACUUGCAUACUGACUCAUGCUUCACUUUCUCUCACCCUCCUGGACCACUUUACCAAAAACUCUUGGUCCACUUACCCACAACUUCCUGUUCAAAAUUGCCCACAACAUCCUUAUCCACUGAGCUAACACUUCCUAGUCCACUUACCUAUCACCUCCUGGUCCACUUACCUACCACCUCAUGUUCCACUUUCCUACCAUCUCCUGGUCCACUUACCUACUUGCUCUCCCGGUUCACUUACCUACCACCUCCUGGUCCACUUACCUACCACCUCCUAGUGCACUUACCUGUCACCUCCUGGUCCAAUUAUCUACCACCUCCUUGUCUACUUACCUAUCACCCCCUGGUUCACUUACAUACCACCUCCUUGUCCACUUUCCUAUCAACCCCUGAUUCACUUACCUACCACCCCCUGGUCCACUUACAUAUCACCUCCUGGUCCACUUACCUACCACUUCUUGGUUCACGUAGUCCAUUUGCUCCAUAUGAUGUCCCCUAAUUUUCAUCGUUUUGAUGAAAACAACAUUUGUUCCAUAUCAACUGAUGUGCAUAGAAUUUUGAAAACAAUAACCCAUCUUACUGGUAGAUCCUGGUCAAGUGUGGAUAAGGACAGAUCCUUUAUCUGUCAAUGUCAACAGUAAGUUCACAUUCACUAAAAAAAAAGUUGAAUGAUUUGCUGUAUCAACUGAUCAAAAAUGUCAUCAGUAUUUAAAAAAACAACGACAUUACAAUCAACUUUCUUAACUGACAUUUGAAUAGCACCAUGUCCCAGUCCAACAACAACAACAACAUUAUAAUCAACUUUCUUAACUGACAUUUGAAUAGCACCAUGUCCCCGACCAACAACAACAACAUUAUAAUCAACUUUCUUAACUGACAUUUGAAUAGCACCAUGUCCCCGACCAACAACAACAACAUUACAAUCAACUUUUUUAAAAGACAUUUGAAUAGCACCAUAUCCCCGACCAACAACAACAACAUUUUAAUCAACUUUCUUAAAUGACAUUUGAAUAGCACCAUGUCCCCGACCAACAACAACAACAUUAUAAUCAACUUUCUUAAAUGACAUUUGAAUAGCACCAUAUCCCCGACCAACAACAACAACAUUACUAUCAACUUUCUUAAAUGACAUUUGACUAGCACUAUGUCCCCGACCAACAACAACAACAUUAUAAUCAACUUUCUUAAAUGACAUUUGAAUAGCACCAUAUCCCCGACCAACAACAACAACAUUACUAUCAACUUUCUUAAAUGACAUUUGACUAGCACUAUGUCCCCGACCAACAACAACAACAUUAUAAUCAACUUUCUUAAAUGACAUUUGAAUAGCACCACGUCCCCGACCAACAACAACAACAUUACUAUCAACUUUCUUAAAUGACAUUUGAAUAGCACCAUAUCCCCGACCAACAACAACAACAUUUUAAUCAACUUUCUUAAAUGACAUUUGAAUAGCACCAUGUCCCCGACCAACAACAACAACAUUAUAAUCAACUUUCUUAACUGACAUUUGAAUAGCACCAUGUCCCCGACCAACAACAACAACAUUAUAAUCAACUUUCUUAACUGACAUGUGAAAAGCACCAUGUCCCCGACCAGCCACGCACUGCAUGCUAGAAACAUUCAACGUGGUUGUACAAGACUUGGGUUGCUUGGGUUGUCAGACGGGCUGCCAACCUGGAUACAUUAUGACGGCCAACGCGAGGUAUUACGUCACCACCGGGAGCCUCGUCGGACACUACGACUACAAGGGGAUAUUGAUAGACAACUCCAAGAACGUGUAAGCAUGCAUUGAUACCUGAAUGUAGUCAUAAAGACAGCUGAAAUGAAGCUGUUGGGAUAAAGCUAACACGCGGAUGUUGGGAUAAUUAAAGGGUGUAGAGACUGUGUAUGAGAUGUAUUCACAGUAUUACCUUUUAAAAUAUUAACAAUAAAAAUAAUAGUGAUGAUGAUAAUAGUAAAUACUGGAAAUAAAAAUUUGUUUUUAAGGCAAAUCAACCAAUGUUUCAAGGAGUAAAACUUAAUGAUCGCAUUCUCAUUUUAAUGUAUUUGUAACCAUUAUUUUAGAGUUACCUUUAAUCAGACUUAAAUUUGAAACAUACACAAGAAAUGGUAUUGGAUAUUUGCCACAAUAUUAGCCUUGCCCUCUGUAAUAACGUUGAUACCUUCCAGGCAAUAAUGAAGCUAAACUAAAAUUCCACGGACUCAUUCAGUCAACAAACAAUGACAUUUUAAGAGUCAUCAUCCUUGUUUUAAACGUGAGGAUAGAGUUCACGAUUUUAACAUUUUUCUAAUACGAUCAAGAUCGUAGAGUAUUUUUUAUACAAUAAAUAUUAUAACUAUUUUUUUCAUGUACUUUUUUUUCCAAUAUCUUUAUCUUUUUGUGAGGUGGACAUGUGAUUUAUAUCAGCCUUUAUAAAAAAACAUACUCUUCUUCUUCUUUCUUCUUCUUUAUUUUGAGGGCCCACCAUCAAUGAAUUGAUCAUUCUGGCUCCUAUACUACUCUACUCUACUUACACUGCUAUUUUUAUCAUCCAUAUUCAAUUGAUAGAAAUAAUCAUUCUUAAAAUAAAGAAAAACAUAUUUCUUUUAGGUAAUUUAAAUAUGUGAUGUAGCUUAAGUGGUGCCUUAUUUGUAACGCAUUGAAAGUAAGAGGAGCAGCGAAAUAUAAUGAAACUAAAAUGAGAUUAUGUCAUAUUAUUAUAUCUUACCGUGACUCUAAAUAGUUAUUCGAAAUUAUGAGGCUUGUUUUGAUCUUACAUGCCUGUACGCAUUUUCGAAGACAGGCAAGUGGCAACAGUCUAGUGACUAAGGAGUAGUGAUGAAAUCAACGAUACUGAUAUCUUUAUUUAUCUCUGUUUGUGUAAUAUGUAGAGAUUAGCAAGUGUCAGUGCACACAAGUUUGAGAUGUCAGAAAAUCUAUAUGUAAAAUUUUCGAAAGCAUUUCUCGUUAACGGUUGUAGUAUUUUGACAGUUGUAGAAUGUUGACGGUUGUAGAAUGUUGUUGACGGUUGUAGAAUGUUGACGGUUGUAGAAUGUUGACGGUUGUAGAAUGUUGACGGUUGUAGAAUGUUGAUGGUUGUAGAAUGUUGAUGGUUGUAGAAUGUUGAUGGUUGUAGAAUGUUGAUUAUUGUAGUAUUCAGUUAGCCCAUACCAGCUGUCUCAAAAACAGUAUUUCGGAGAAAAAUGGAAUGAGUUGGAUAAACAAAAAAUACAUAUACGUCUUAGCAUUACAUUUAUGUCUUCCUUAUAAUCCCCAGGUCAGAGCCCCAGUGGCUUUGUGAGCCCGGAACAACGUGCCCCUGGGGCCACUUCCUGGAUAAAAUGGGAUCCAUCGAGUCAUGCUCAUGUACGCCAAAUGCCAAAUGUCGGCAAUAAGUCAAAUAACUUAUACUUUUACAUCCAACGGCAUUAAUUCAAAUAUAGUAUACUUUACAUCCACCCUAACAAAACCAAAUCACCAAAUGCCUAAAACUUAAGAAAUACUACUCAAGGUGUGACUGCUGUAUUAUUUGUGCUGCUUUUUAUUCCUGUUUUUUAUUUUUCAUUUUACUUUAACUGUAAUUUACAUACUUUCCCGGUUACCAGUUUUGGGAUGUACGGUUUCUGAAUCUUGUCUUAGUGUUGCAUUUGUUCAAAAUAUUUAACCUCACACAAAAAUAUGGGGAUAUAUUUGUAGAUGAUCAAAUUUAUUAUUAUUUUUUUUAAUGGCAUACUAUCAAGUUUAUAACAUCGAUGUCUGGUGAAUUAAAUAUAACUACAUGGUAAUUGUGAUACAAGAAAUUACCCCUCCCUCCCCCUGCCCUUCACAGACUGCGGUCAAGGUUGCCAGACCUGUCAGAGUUUUUCCAAAUGCGACGGGUGUAUCUUGGGCUUCCGUCUUACCAAGACGACCCUAGCUAACGGCAAUGAGGAAUCUCAUUGCGCCACUUCAGGGAGUAAGUGAUGCAAACACUUUUUUUUUUUGCAACUGAAAAGUUCUUCUUGAAUUCUUAUUUUAAAAAAAAAAUAAAAUAAAACAAAUCAUAUGAAAUACGCAUUGGUAAAGUAAAAACGUGGCAGUAUUAUUUGCGCCAUCAUGCUUGUAGCAUGAUGUGACAUCUAGAUAACUUGAGUUGUUUGUGGUAUUGAUUUUGUAGAGUUCAUCAAGGUCCCGUCUCUUUCAAGGCCUCACAUUUUUCAAGACCCCAUUUCUUUCAAGACACCAUCUCUUUGAAAACCUUCUCUCUUUAAGACCCCACCUCUUUCAAGACCCUCCCUAUUUCAAGACCUCAUUUCUUUCAAAACCCAUCUUUUUCAAGGUCCCAUCGUUUUCAAGACCCCCACCUCUUUCAAGACCCUAUUUCGUUCAAGACUCCACCCCUUUCAAGACCUCAUUUCUUUUAAAACCCAUCUCUUUCAAGGUCCCAUCUCUUUCAAGACCCCAUUUCUUUCAAGACCCAACCUCUUUCAAGACCCCAUUUCUUUUAAAACCCAUCUCUUUCAAGGUCCCAUCUAUUUCAAGACCCCAUUUUAUUCAAGACUCCACACCUUUCAAGACCCCAUUUCUUUUAAAACCCAUCUCUUUCAAGGUCCCAUCUUUCAAGACCUCAUUUCUUUCAAGGCCCAACAUCUUUCAAGACCCCAUCUAUUUAAAAACCCAUCUCUUUCAAGACCCCAUUUAUUAAAAAAAAACCCAUCUCUUUCAAGGUCCCAUCUCUAUCAAGACCCCAUGUUUUUCAAGGCCCCGUCUUUUCAAUGUUACAUGUUUCAAAUGAACCCCUAAAUCUGCAAGCCCCGAUGGACACUUUAUUUCGCUUGUAUUUUGUCUUCAGUCCCGUGCCCAAACCCACCAGACCACUGCCAGCACGAUGUCUAUGCAAACGCCGUAGUGGGAUGCCAGGGUUGCAUAUUCUGUGAAGAUGGCUACCUGCCCACUGUCAACCGUUACUACAGACGUAGUCCCCAGAACAAGACGUCCGACUACGUCUAUAAAGGGCUAACCAUUUCUGGAACCAUAGACAUGUGAGAUGCUACUUUUAUAUCAUCUCUUAUAUAUAUUUUUUGCUUCUGGUGCGUCCUGCUUCCUAUUCGGAACCGCCGCCCACCCCAAGCACCACAUGUUUUAUAUAAACAGUACUGACAGAAAAAAGGCUGUCACGCAGCUAGCGUCAUACGUGACGGUUGAACUUCGGAAAAUAUGUUGAUUUUUUUUCUUUAGGAGGAGGCGACUAUUAUAUUAAUCAACGAGGGGCCAUUGGCAUGUUGUAGGAAUAUCUGUAGGACUGUCUGUUGGACUAUUGUUAAAAGGCCUGCAGGUAGGGGGUAGGAUUGUGUAGGACUGUCUGUAGGACUAUUGUUUAAAGGCUGGCUGGUAGGGUGUUGAAAUAUCUGUAGGCCUAUUGUUUAAAUGCCGUCAUGUAUUAUAGAAAAUGAGAAGUUAACUCUCUUUUUUGUAACACUUGGACCCUACGGGUAUUUUCUAUUGAAAAAACAACAACAAAAAACUGGGACCUUGUGUUAAAAAUUACUGCACUGGUUGAGCUCUAGUAUUUUAUAUUAUGUAACGUAACUAAACAUUUAUUUACACUACGAGAAUUCCGACAUGUACUAUAAAAACCUCCCGCCUUGGACUUUUGGACUCCCUGCAAAGCAUCUGAAGACUAGCAAGGAUGACAUUAAAUUGACCCUAGAGUCGGUAACAACGCCUUGUUAAGAACUGACUCCAACCUCACUUAACAGGACGUCUAUUGUGGGUAGCUGGUGGGGAAAUUGGGGCGGGCUGGGUCAGUUUGGCAAUGUGGUGGCAGAUGAAUUGGAGAAAAUCGAUAAUAUGAAAUGGGCAUUUUACCCCACAGAAAACUAUGUCAAAAAAUCCUCUUGUGUAGUAUUUUAACUUGUGAAAUUUUGAAAUGAAGGAAAAUCAUGUGUAUUUCUUGCCAUAACUUUGUUUCUUUUCAUCAGCACUACACUUUCUUUACGUUUAUAUCCUUACUGGAUUUUCGUAAUUCUUCCCCCAUCCAUUCCCCAUUCUUUCCUGCCUCUAUUUAUCCUUCUGCCAAUCACAUUCUAUGAACCCGUCACAAAUUAAUUUUUUUGUAUUUGAUGUUUUCCUUUCUUUCCAUUAGUAUAUCAAUGAAUGCCUCAUAGACCUCUGUUCAGUUCAUCACCUCAUUAAAUUUCCCAUAAUGACUUUAUUAUGCCAAUUGUCUACCAGAAGUUUUCGAAGUUAUCCAAUUAUAUCGGAAUCGGACAUCAGUUUCCCAAUUUUCUUCUUUACAAACUCUCAACAUCUCCCAAUCAUGGUCUAAGAUAGUGGUCGGCAAAUCGCUUUUCGCGAGCCACAUGCGGCUCUUUAAGGACCUGAGUGCGGCUCACCCAGUCGACCACAAAUCGGUUUUGACUCCGAAAAACAUUGAUCUUGACAGGUUCUCAAAAAAGUGUAAUCGUCCUGCUGCGGAUUGUUUGCUCUCUUGUAAUCAUCUGUUUGCCUACCACUGGUUAAACCAAAUACAUUUAUUUAUGUAUGUUCUCUUUAGAUUAUAUUUUGUACCCCGCUCUCUUUCUCGCAGUCUCUCUCUCUCUCCCUAACUCCUCUCUCUCUCUCACUCCCUCCCUCCCUCUCUACCCGUCUUUUUACUCUCAUUUCAAGUGUCAGGUCCUCAAGUAAAAAAGAAGAAGAGAUUUGACGUUAUUAUCUAAUUUUGAAACUGAGGUUGAAAUGUUAAAUCAAUAUUUCACUCAAUACAGAAACAACGGAAUUGCAAUUUCUGUGGAACAAAAUUGGGAGAGAGAGAGAGAGAGAGAGAGAGAGUGAGAGAGAGAGAGAGAGAGAGAGAGAGAGAGAGAGAGAGAGAGAGAGAUCUAUUAAAUAUAUCACUCAAUACAGAAACAAAGGAAUUGAAAUUUCUGUGGAACAAAAAUGGGAGAGAGAGAGAGAGAGAGAGAGAGAGAGAGAGAGAGAGAGAGAGAGAGAGAGAGAGAGAGAGAGAGAGAGAGAGAGAUCUAUUAUCAAAUAUGUGAUUUAAAAUUACAUUUGAAACAAAAGUGUAAACAUAAACUGCCAAAAAAAUGUCCUCUAGAGACCGUAGCCGAGUAUAUAAAUAACCUUGUUGUGUAGGUAACUGCAAAGUAAUUACAGAAAUGAAGCGAUUCGUUUCUCUUGUUUUUACAAUUCUUUCAAUUGAAAUUUUUUCUCUCUCUCUAUCGCUCUCUCUCUCUCUCUCUAUAUAUAUAUAUAUAUAUAAUAUAUAUAUAAAUUAUAUAUAUAUGUAUAAAUUAUAUAUAUAUAUAUAUAUAUUUAUAUAAAUUGUAUUUAACUCUUCCCCAUCUCUCUCCCUCUCUACACCCUUCCAUACCCUUUACUCUUCUAUACUCUUCACCGCCAUAACUACUCCUAUGCUCUACUCUCCACUCUGCUGUACCAUCCGCGACAGCUACGCCCUUCACUCUGCCAUUAGCUCCACGCUGCUAUACCCUUCCCCUCCAACAGGCUUUCCUCUGACCCUCCACAACCACGCCUAUGUUGUACUUCUUAUAAUUUAAAAACGUUACUUCGAAAUGAUAACUUAUUAUUAAUUUCACAAAUAAAAGUUUAUUUUAUUUAAAAAUACAAUAAACUCUCUACAUUUUUGUCUCCUUCACAUUUAACCCCAAAACAACCAUCAACUCGUGAGAAUAAUUGAUCUCUUUUAUUCGAUUUUAUAACGACCCCCCCAGUUAAGGGCAGCGUCGAGUUGAUUGGAAGUGAAAUAGGGGAGACUGUUCUUUUUUUCUCUUUUUUUUUAAAUAGAUGCCCUUAGCGUGUAAUAGGCAAAGGCUGCUUCAACUACUGUCUGUGGAGAGUGAAAAUAUCGACCUUUUGUUGACCUUCUGACUGGAAUCUCAUGUUCGCUGCUAGUCAGUUUGCUUUCUAGUCAGUUAGCUUCUAGUCAUUUUGCUUCUAAUCAGUUAGCUUCUAGUCAGUUAGCUUUUAGUCAGUUAGCUUCUAGUCAGUUAGCUUCUAGUCAGUUUGCUUCUAGUCAGUUUGCUUCUAGUCAGCUUCUAGUCAGUUAGCUUCUAGUCAGUUAACUUCUAGUCAGUUUACUUCUAGUCAGUUAGCUUCUAGUCAGUUUGCUUCUAAUCAGCUAACUUCUAGUCAGUUAGCUUCUAGUCAGUUAGCUUCUAGUCAGUUAGCCUCUAGUCAGUCAGCUUCUUGUCAGUUUCCAUUCUGUUAGCUUCCAGUGAGGUGAGUUAGCUUCUGGUCAGUUAGCUUCCAGACAGUUGCUAGUCAAUUAGCUUCUAGUCAGUUAGCUUCUUGACAAUUAAUUUUCAUUCUAUUAGCUACAAGUGAGUUAGCUUCUAGUCAAUUAGCUUCUAGUCAGUUAGCUCCAAGUCAGUUGCUAGUCAGUAAGCUUUUAGUCAGUUAACUUCUUGACAGUCAGCUACUAGUCAAUUAUCUUCUUGUUAUUUAACUUCCACAGUCAGCGUCUAGUCAGUUAGCUUCCACUCAGUUCUCCUUCAGUAAGUUAGCGUUCAGUCAGCUUCCAGUCAGUUAGAUACCAAAACUAAGACCAUCGGUGAACGCUCCUUCUACUUCCAUGGGCCCACGUUCUGGAACCAGCUCCCCUUCCAUAUCCGUCAUUGUGAAACCUCGUCCACUUUUAAAAAGUCCCUUAAAACCCAUCUGUUUAGGUCCGCCUAUGACCUGUGAUGCACCCUCCUUGCCCUGCCUCAUUUUCUGUCUCGGGUUGAUCCUGUAGUAUAGGCCAAACGUGCCAAAGUGUCCUCGUUUUAUAGCCAUUUUAAUUGUUUCUAUAGUAUAGUAGUUACUAUCUAGUGUCUCAUUUUCAUUUUACUUAGUUUACAUGUUUUUAAUAAUUGUAAAGCGCUUAGAGCUUUAAGGUAAGCGGUAUAUAAAAAUGCCUAAAUAAGUAAAUAAAUAAAUACCAGUCAGUUAGCUUUCAGUAAUUUUCCAGUAAGUAAGCUUCAAUAUAGUUAGCUUUUAGUCAGUUAAAUUCCAGCCAGUUAAACUCCAGCCAGUUAGCCUCCAGCCAGUUAACUUCCAGCCAUUUAGCUUCUGUCAGUCAGCUUCCAAAAAGUCAGCAUCCAGUCAAAUAACCUGCAGUCAGUUAACUUCCAGCCAGUUAGAAUCAAGUCACUUAGAUUCCAGUAAGUUAGAGUCUAGUCAGUUAGCUUCAAGUCAGCUUCAUGCCAUUUUGCAUCCAGUCAGCUAGCUUCUAGUCAGUUAGCUUCUAAAAUGGCUAUAGCCUUAAAAGCAGUUAUUUUCAUUGGGCGGUGAAAUUGAUCAUGUAUAGAAAGAGAAAUAUUGAGAGAUCAUGAGUCAGUGUGUGUAACAGAGAAAUAAAUAGACAAAAAGGAAGAAAGAGAGAUAAGAGAGAUAGAGAGAUAAGUGAUAUUACAUAGUUAGAGCGAUUAAAAAAUAGUUGACAUAGAUUUGUAAGAGUGACUUUAAAGAGAUAUUAGCAAGAGAUUCGUGUGUGAAAUUAGAGAAAUAAGAAACAGUGAAAGAUAUAUUAGAAAGAGAUUAGUGGGUGAAAGAAGCUAAGAAACAGUGCGAGAUAUGUUAGAGAGAGAUAGUUAAGUGGGUGAAAUACGAAACAAUGGUAGAGAUAUUAGAGAUACGAAGGUUACAAAAAUAAAUAAAAACACAAAAACCAGAAAGAUUUGGAGAAUUAAAUAAAAUCUACAAUUGAAGAAUCAAGCGAAAAAAAAAAUAAGCUGUACAUGAUCUAAUGGUUCUUCACUUGAAUCUCCAUAGCAACGAGCCACGCUACGUGUGUGUACAGGGACGGACUUGCCCAGUGGGUUAUCACAACGUCAGCAGGGGCAAUCUCAUGACAUGCGAAGGUAAUUGCAGUGUUAUCUCGUUAUCUCCCCUUGCCAUCUUUGGACUAUCAAUAUUUCUGUCCGUCACAUCCUGUCAUGACGUUACGACUUUUGUGUCUUGUACAGACUGUCAUGACGUUACGACUUUUGUGUCUUGUAUAGACUUUCAUGACCAUACGACUUUUGUGUCUUAUUCAGACUUUCAUGACGUUACGACUUUUGUGUCUUUACAGACUUUCAUGACGAUACGACUUUUGUGUCUUGUACAGACUUUCAUGACGUUACGACUUUUGUGUCUUGUACAGACUUUCAUGACGUUACGACUUUUGUGUCUUGUACAAACUUUCAUGACCAUACGACUUUUGUGUCUUGUACAGACUUUCUUGGCGAUAGGCAUUUUUUGUUUUGUUUUGUGAAGACUUUCUGUAGCUUUGUGACAUGAUGCACAAGAAAGUUAAUUAGCCUUGUACAGACUGUCUUUACCCUUAUGACACAAUGCACAAUUUAAGAAGUCUUGUACAGGUUUUCUAUAGUUUUCAGCCACGAAGCAAGCACAAAUAAGUUAAUUAGUCUUAUACAGAAUUUCCUUAGCUUUUAGCCGCUAUGCACAAUUAAGUCAAUUAGUCUUGCACAUAAUUUCUUUAGCUUUUAGCCGUUAUGCACAAUUAAGUCAAUUAGUCUUGUACAUAAUUUCUUUAGCUUUCAGCCGUUAUGAACAUAUAGGUCAAUUAGUCUUGUAAAGAAUUUAUUUAGCUUUCACCCGUUAUGAACAAUUAAGUCAAUUAGUCUUGUACAGAAUUUCUGUAGUUGUGUGCCUUGAUGCAUACGUCAGUUAAUUCGUCUUGAACAGGCUCUCUUUAGCUUCCAGCCAUGCUGCACGACUAAGUUGAUUCGCCUUGUACAAACAUUGCUGUAGCUGUGUGACAUGCUUGACAAAUUUUCACGCCUCUUAAGUCAGAUUUUAAAACUUAUGGACUGCAAGACGGCGCUGGCCCUUGACGUCAUGAAUCCAUACACAAUAAGCUCAUUCACCCAUACCAAUUAUCCCCAUUCAACCCCACCUAAUGUCUCACCCAUCCACCCCAAAUAUAACCUUCUUUCAUAAUCCAAUUACCGUUUGUAUUAGAUUUUGUUAAAAAGACUCUCAACAUAAGUAUUUACUAUACUUUUAUGCGUACCCUUUAUUGAAACUAUGUGUUAAAUGUCUUUACUAAAUCUUGACUUUAUCUAAACAGCCGAUUUACAAGUUGGUUAAUCUUAUUAGUGGAGCUGGCUAAUGUGUGAACAGUUUGCAGGACAAGGCGCUUGAUAUAUUGGACUAAAAUUUGUGAUAUUGUCUAAGUUUAAUAAACAUGCCGUGUUGCCACUUUU
Messenger RNA from Lymnaea stagnalis (great pond snail), 11988 nucleotides. The record is from the annotation of a GenBank genome assembly. NCBI's taxonomy places the organism in Eukaryota, Metazoa, Mollusca, Gastropoda, Lymnaeidae.